This is a messenger RNA of Saccharomyces mikatae IFO 1815, 891 nucleotides long. It is a transcript of the gene RME1, whose product is annotated as Rme1p. Bases 1 to 891 code for a protein of 296 amino acids. The transcript has a single exon. The record is from RefSeq and is a predicted model, not a curated record. Lineage: Eukaryota; Fungi; Ascomycota; Saccharomycetes; Saccharomycetales; Saccharomycetaceae.
AUGUCAUUGGAUCACAGGCAAGAUAAUUCCAUGGCCAAGGGGUCCUGGGAGAGGGACAUUCUCCAAGAAAUGCUAUCGCUUUAUCGUUGGUACGACGUACCACAAAAAACGGAAGAGAACUGCGUCACUCCUUCAGAAGAGUGUUUUAGCCUUCAUUCUUCCAACAACUGUUUGCCGGGAUCAUUGGAGUCCACUGCUACGGUUACUUCUGAAAACUUAGAGCAUGAUAGUAAGCGUAAUCCACCUUUUGAGACAGACACGACAUUUGAGCUACAGCUAGAUGAGAUAAAGGACGAUGCGCGGUGUACUAUGCCAUUAGUUGACCUGGGGUUCAGAGACAUCAUAAAUUGUAAAACUCAAACGGAAGUAAAUCAUGCGUUGAUCAGGGGCAAUGGGGAAGAGAAAGUUGAUUCACAGUACAUUCUAACCCUUCCACAAUCCUCGCACGUGGCCCAGCUAUAUUACAACCCUAACAUAUUCAGUACAAUUGCUGAAAGACAAACGAAAAGAGGAAGUUACCAUUGUGCUCAUUGUUCCGAAAAGUUUGCAACACUGCUUGAGUUCGCUGCGCAUUUGGACGACUUCAAUCUUGAAAGACAGUAUAAAUGCCCUAUACAGCAAUGCCCUUGGAAAAUACUAGGUUUUCAACAAGCAACUGGUUUGAGGAGGCAUUGUACGUCUCAACAUAGAGGAGAGCUUAAUAUGGAGAUGGAAAAGUCAUUGAACCUGAAAGUCGAAAAGUAUCCAGGAUUGAAUUGCCCAUUUCCCAUCUGUCAGAAGACAUUCAAGCGCAAGGACGCCUAUAAGAGGCAUGUGGCCAUGGUGCAUAAUAAUGCUGAUUCAAGGUUCAAUAAGCGCUUGAAGAAAAUCUUGAACAAUGUUUCCAAAUAG